Molecule: messenger RNA, 1841 nt
Organism: Onychostruthus taczanowskii (white-rumped snowfinch)
Lineage: Eukaryota; Metazoa; Chordata; Aves; Passeriformes; Passeridae
Gene: GALK2
Product: galactokinase 2
Exons: 12
Coding region: 78-1571 (497 amino acids)
Biological process (GO): carbohydrate phosphorylation; galactose metabolic process
Cellular component (GO): cytoplasm; cytosol
Molecular function (GO): galactokinase activity; ATP binding
Source: RefSeq, a predicted model, not a curated record
GAAGGACGCGGCGUUCGCCUGCCCCGUGACCGCGGCCCCGCCGGAGCCGCCUCACCCGGGCCCGCGGUGCAGCCGCCAUGGCGGGGGACAGCCCCAGCGCCCUCCCGGUGCAGCUGGUGGAGCAGCCCAGAUUGCAGAAACUGAAGGAGAUGUUUAUAUCCAAGUUUGGAUCAGCUCCUAAGUUUUAUGCUCGUGCACCAGGACGAGUCAACUUAAUAGGAGAACACAUAGAUUACUGUGGUUAUGCUGUGCUCCCAAUGGCUAUAGAACAAGAUAUCCUGAUUGCAGUAGAACCUGUACAAACUCAAGUUGUGCAACUGGCAAAUACCAAUUCUUCAUACUUGGAUUUCAGUACUAGUGUUAAUAACAUUCAGAUUAACAAAACCAAACCUCAGUGGCAUAACUACUUCCUGUGUGGACUGAAGGGUAUUCAGGAACAUUUUGGUCUCAAUAACCCAACUGGAAUGAAUUGUCUGCUAGAUGGAACCAUCCCUCCAAGUUCUGGUCUCUCUAGCUCCAGUGCUUUGGUGUGCUGUGCAGGACUCGUGACACUCAGAGCUAAUGGAAAAACCCUCUCUAAGGUGGAACUUGCAGAAAUUUGCACAAAGAGUGAACGUUACAUUGGCACAGAAGGUGGAGGGAUGGACCAGUCAAUCUCUUUUCUGGCAGAAGAAGGAACUGCCAAGUUGAUAGAGUUCAGUCCACUGAGGGCAACUGAUGUUAGACUUCCAAGUGGAGCAACGUUUGUUAUUGCUAACAGUUGUGUUGAAAUGAAUAAAGCAGCAACUUCUCAUUACAAUAUUAGGGUAAUGGAGUGUCGGCUGGCUACAAAGCUUCUCUCAAAGUCAAAAGGCUUGGAGUGGAGAAAAAUGUUGAGACUCCAUGAUGUGCAAACCAAGCUAGGAGUUAGCCUAGAGGAAAUGCUGACCAUUGUGGAGGAGGUAUUACAUCCUGAGCCUUACAGCGCAGAGGAAAUUUGUAAAUGCCUGGGAAUUAGCCUGGAGGAGCUCCACUCUCAGAUCCUUAGUCAAAACAUGCAAGAUGUUUCCACCUUUAAGUUAUACCAGCGUGCAAAGCACGUGUACAGUGAGGCUGCCAGAGUGCUGGAAUUUCAGAAGAUUUGCUGUGAAGCACCUGCCAACGCACUCCAGCUGCUGGGAGAAUUAAUGAAGCAGAGCCAUAUCAGCUGCAGGGAGAUGUAUGAGUGCAGCUGUCCUGAACUGGACCGCCUGGUCGACAUCUGCCUGGCUGGUGAAUUUCUCUGUGCAUGGCUAGUGGAAACACAUCAAAAGUUAGAAAAGCCCCAGAGUAACUUAUUACAUGGUCUUUUCCUACUUUUUCCAAGUAGAGAUCAGGAACACAGGCAAUUUGGGGCCAUUGGGUCACGUCUGACUGGAGCUGGAUGGGGUGGCUGCACUGUGUCAAUGGUGCCUACUGACAAGCUGAACACUUUCCUAAAAAAUGUAAAAAAAGCUUAUUACCAAACGGAUGGCCAAAGGUUAGCAGUGGAUAAUAACAGUCUGUUUGCUACCAAACCUGGAAGAGGAGCUUUGGUUUUUGCUGAGGCCUAAAGAACGUAAAAAUUUUAAAGAAACUAUGCAGGGCAUGUAGAACUGGCAGUACUUCCCGUGCCACAGUACAUGAACGCUUUUUCUGGUUUGUAUUGUAAUGAGCAGUUGCUAUUAUCAAAAUGUAUUUCUGAAGAAGCAAUUAAAAGAAAGCACUUUGAUUAUAAAAGUCUUUUUUUCCCCAUAUUUAAUAUAUCUUUCAGUAUAAAUACUGAUUUACUAAAACCUACUGACAGGGAAAACUGCAAUUGAAAUAAAGAUGAUGAUUUGUUA